GACUGGAAAUAUCUGACUGACACUGAGUCACAAGUUGCCGCAAGAACUUCUUGACUGCUGUCCAUCUCUCCCGGGAAGACUGACCGCAGAAUAUAGGAGAGUCAGAGAGAAGCGUGUUUCUGAGUGCCAUUAUGCUAUGGCAUCUCUGGGCGGCUCCUUUGUGCAAAUCAAAUCCGAUGACAUCCUCUUCUACGAGAACUGUGGCGGCGGGAGUUUCGGGAGCGUGUAUCGCGCCCGCUGGCUCUCGCAGGAUAAAGAGGUGGCGGUGAAAAAGCUUCUGAAGAUUGAAAACGAGGCAGAUAUUUUAAGUGUUCUCAGUCAUCGAAACAUUAUCCAGUUUUAUGGAGCGAUCCUGGAAGCUCCCAACUAUGGAAUUGUUACAGAGUAUGCCAGUGGUGGAUCUCUGUUUGACUAUCUGUCCAGUGCCGAGAGUGAAGACAUCAGUAUGAAGCAGAUUAUGACCUGGGCCAUGGACAUUGCUAAAGGCAUACACUAUCUGCACGCUGAGGCCCCGUUUACUGUCAUUCACAGAGACCUCAAGUCCCGAAAUGUUGUGUUGACAGCAGAUUCAGUUCCCAAGAUCUGUGAUUUUGGGGCGUCUAAGUUUCACUCUCACACCACCCACAUGUCUCUGGUGGGCACAUUUCCCUGGAUGGCCCCUGAAGUCAUCCAGAGCUUCCCUGUGUCUGAGACCUGUGACACUUACUCUUACGGAGUGGUCCUGUGGGAGAUGUUGACGCGUGAAAUUCCCUUCAAAGGUCUGGAGGGUCUGCAGGUGGCCUGGCUGGUGGUGGAGAAGAACGAGAGGUUGACGAUUCCCAGUUGCUGCCCAGCCAGUUUCGCCUGUCUGAUGAGAAGCUGCUGGGUGACGGAACCAAAAGACAGGCCGCUGUUCAAACACAUCCUUUCCAAGCUGGAGUCCAUGUGGAACGACAGUCAGUUACCGGAUGAGUGCAACACGUUCCUGCAGAAUAAAGCAGAGUGGAGGUGUGAGAUCGAGGCGACUCUGGAACGUCUGAAGCGGUUGGAGAGAGAUCUGAGCAGCAAAGAACAAGAGCUGAAAGAAAGAGAGAGACGGUUAAAGAUGUGGGAGAGAAAACUCAUCGAGCAGUCUAACACACCGCUUCUUCCAAACCUGGCGAUCCACUCCUGGACAGAAGAACAUGUGCAUUUCUGGAUGGAGCAGAUCUUUGAAGGUGAUGGAGAGCUGCAGCAGUACGCUGAGGUCUUCAUGCAGAAUCACAUCACAGGACAGAGACUCCUGCUGCUGUCUGAGAGUGACAUGAGGGAUCUGGGUGUGACGUCCAAAGGACACAUCAUACAUCUGAAGACCGAAAUUGAGAAACUCACCCACGACUACCUGAGUCUGUUCCACUUUCCUCCGUUGAUCAAGGAUGGUUUGGCCACUGAAGAAGAAGACGAGGAGUGGAGCAAGACUGUAAAUCUGGAGUUAGUGUUUGGAUACCACUGGAAAGCAGGCACAGGCAACACGGACUGCAAAUGGAAAAUGUACAUGGAGCUUGAUGGGGAUGAGGUGGCGAUAACAUACAUCAAAGACGUAACCUUUAAUGCUAACAGACCAGAUGUAGAUGUAUUAAAGAUGACCAAGCCUCCGUUUGUCAUGGAUAAAUGGAUAGUCGGAAUAUCUGGCACUCAAUCUGUAGACUGCAUAGUAAACUAUGAGGGUAACGUGAGAUCUCCGAAGUGCACGAGACAUGUGCACACACUGCGGUGGAGUCCCGACAGCGGGAGAGAUGUGAUCAAACCAGUAGAGCUGCUCAUCGAGACGGCCGCGAGCCUCAGGGAAGGUUACAACAGAAGCAGGUCCAACUCAGGUGUUGAUCCCAGAUGGAUUUACAGCCUGAGAAUGAAGCAGAUGAGAGAACAAGCUACCCAGGAGUCCACAGUCAAGAUGACCCUACCUCAGUUCCUGUCGGUCAUCACCAACCAAUCAUCGUACGCCGCUGCGUUGAGGAAGUCGCCCAAUCGCAGCCCUCGCACGCCAUGGACCGACUCGCGGAGUUCCUCUCCCACUCUUUCUGUCAAACUCUCCAACAUCCACCUGGGGUCGAAGGGCAGCAGCCCGUCCAGCACGACGUCUGAGAGCGCCUCCGAGCGAGAGCGCCCCCCUAGCGCCGGAGCUAAACACAACUACAACAGAAAAACCUACUACGACCACACGCUUAAGAUCACUGGAGGAGGACGAGGAGACGGAGAAGCCAGGAGGUUUAAUCAGAUGACACAGAGAGGAUCCAGAGGUUUCCAACAGGCCGGGCGGCCACGAAACAGCUCUUACGCAACUCCAUCCAACCACCAGCGGCCAAUACCGGGGAUGUCAAUCGUCACUGAAGUGGUGAAGCAGAAAGGGGCGUCUGAAGAGGCCGGGGCCGGUGAUGAUGAUUGGAUUAAAGUAGAAAGAAAGAAGUCUAAUAAACAGGAACAUAAACAUCAGGAAGGAAGGCAGGCCAGAAACCGGCCACGGAGAGGAGGCAGGGGAGGGGGGCGUGGACGAAGUUGAGUGUUUAUUCUGGUAGAAGGGAUAAUGAAUCAGGUUUGAUUCACAGUAUGGGCUGAACGGGGACCUGGUUUUAACCAAAGAAAGCACUUAAAUCUAGUUGUGCACAUACAGGGCUUAGAUUAAACCAGGAUUAUGCCUUAGUUCAAAUAGGGCAUUUAAGUAGCUUUUAUAAGCAUGCCUUAGAAAAAAACAUUACUUGUGUGCAUCUUGAGACACAACAAUGCCACUGACAUAUUUUAAGAUACGUCAGUGCAAGUUGCCUUUAAUUGAAACAGCUCAAACAUGCAUUUAGUCUGUGAAAGCGUGGGAUAGUGUAUUGUAAAUAAAAUAAUCUUUUGAAAUUGACAUUGAUUGAGGGCAAAAGUUCACCAUGAAAUGGAUAUACUGAUCUUAAAUGUCAUGAAUUAUUAUGCUGUUCCUGAAAAAGGCCCAUUUUCUUAGCUUUUUUUAAAAGUUGAUAUUCCCUUAAGGCUUCAACUUGAAUUUGCCUCUCUUGUGAUUUUA
Rhinichthys klamathensis goyatoka is the source of this 3022-nucleotide messenger RNA. It is a transcript of the gene map3k20a, whose product is annotated as mitogen-activated protein kinase kinase kinase 20a. The transcript is spliced from 20 exons. Lineage: Eukaryota; Metazoa; Chordata; Actinopteri; Cypriniformes; Leuciscidae. The coding region runs from base 137 to 2518 and encodes 793 amino acids. Gene Ontology annotation, biological process: protein phosphorylation. The record is from RefSeq and is a predicted model, not a curated record. Gene Ontology annotation, molecular function: ATP binding; protein binding; protein kinase activity. Gene Ontology annotation, cellular component: cytoplasm.